Messenger RNA from Lactuca saligna, 1608 nucleotides. Lineage: Eukaryota; Viridiplantae; Streptophyta; Magnoliopsida; Asterales; Asteraceae. The record is from the annotation of a GenBank genome assembly.
AUGACUGCUUUGUUGUCAAGUGAUCCUAUGCAGUUUGGAAUGUUUGAUAGUGGGCCAUAUAGGAAUGCUGAUGAUAGUAAGGCGGAAGAAAAUGGUGGCAGAUGGUAUUUUUCACGUAAAGAAAUCGAGGAAAACUCCCCAUCAAGACCAGAUGGCAUUGAUUUGAAGAAGGAGACUUACCUACGUAAAUCAUAUUGCACAUUCUUGCAAGACUUGGGUAUGCGUCUCAAAGUGCCCCAGGUAACGAUUGCUACAGCUAUAAUCUUUUGUCACCGUUUCUUCCUCCGUCAAUCACAUGCAAAGAAUGACAGGAGGACAGUUGCAACUGUCUGUAUGUUUCUUGCAGGCAAGGUUGAAGAAACUCCUCGGCCUUUGAAAGAUGUUAUCCUCGUUUCUUACGAGAUUAAUAACAAAAAGGAUCCCGAGGCAAUACAAAGAAUCAAACAGAAGGAAGUGUAUGAACAGCAAAAGGAAUUAAUAUUAUUGGGAGAACGUGUUGUUCUUGCAACUCUGGGUUUUGAUUUUAACGUGCAUCACCCGUAUAAACCACUAGUAGAGGCAAUAAAGAAGUUCAAGGUUGCCCAAAAUGCCCUUGCUCAAGUUGCAUGGAAUUUUGUGAACGAUGGGCUCCGGACAUCUCUGUGCUUGCAAUUUAAGCCCCAUCACAUCGCAGCCGGUGCCAUUUUCUUAGCCGCCAAGUUCCUCAAAGUCAAACUCCCUUCCGACGGCGAGAAAGUCUGGUGGCAGGAGUUCGAUGUCACCCCCCGCCAGCUAGAAGAGGUGAGCAACCAAAUGUUGGAACUGUACGAACAAAACAGAGUGGCGCCAGCUCAGACGAGUGAAGUGGUUGACGGGAGUACAGGUGGCGGGGUGAAUCAAAAGGGGCCCACCACAAGAGCUGUUGGCAUGGAUGAAGAACAUGAACAUGGACCAAACAGAAGCAGCUCAAACCCUACAUCAUCACAUCCCCCGCCCGAUCAGGAUGGCCCACCAAGAACCUCCGAAGUCAACGAAAGUCAACAUGGAGGUGAAGAUGGCUCCGAAGGGCAUGAGGGAAGUCGUAAAGAGAAAGAGAAAGACAAGUAUUACAAAGGGCAGUCGCCACAGGAUGCCAUCAAAAAGAUUGAUAAGGAUAAGGUGAAGGCGGCGCUUGAGAAACGGAGGAAGGCGCGUGGUGGGGAUGUGACACGUAGGACUGAUUUCAUGGAUGAAGAUGAUUUGAUUGAGAGGGAGUUGGAAGAUGGGAUUGAGUUGGCUGCUGAAUCAGAGAAAAGGAAACAUAACCACAACAAUAACUGGUCUAAAACAUCAGCAGCAGCAGCAGCAGCAGGAGGAGGAGGUUCGAAUGAUGAUGAUGGUUAUGAUGAUAAUGAUGAUGAUGAUGUCGAAGAUGGACAGUAUCAUACUUCGUCCAAAGGACAGACGUCAAGGAGUCAAGAGUUUGAGGCUGUGGAAGAAGGGGAAGUCGGGGCCGUAAGGAGGAUGUUUGAUGAUGAUGAUAAUAAUGGUCAUGAUCAUGAUCAUGAUGAUGUAAGGUUGUCACCGAAGUCUAGUAGUAGGAAAAGGAAAGGUGGUGGGAGUCCAUCUGAGAAACGAAGGAGAAACUAG